AUGAAGAACCAGGGAGAUGACAUCAAGAAGCUUGAAUCCCAAAUAGGAUUUCUUUCACAGCAAAUUCCUAAGUCCACAGAUAGCUUCCCAAGUUACAUUGAGAAGAAUCCAAGAGGAGAAACAAAGAAUGUGAAAUGGAAAGAGGGCAAGGCAAUCACUCUAGGAAGUGAAGAUACUUUGGAGAAAGAAAUUAGUAGGCCAUUAGAGCACAACCAAUGGGUUCCAAAGGAGAAUUUGGAAGGGAUAAAACAAAGAAUUGACCCUGCACAAAGGAAGGAACUAAUGGAGAAGGAAAUCCUAAAACCUUAUGUACCAAAAGCACCAUUCCCCCAAAGACUCAGGGGUGGUGAGAAAGAGAAGAAGUAUUCUAGGUUCCUUGAUAUAUUUAAGUCUCUUCAUAUCAACAUUCCCUUCAUUGAAGCCCUCCAACAGAUGUAUUCAUAUAUUAAAUGCAUGAUGGAGUUGCAAAUCAAGAAGAGUACCUUGAAGGGUGGGCAAACAGUAGUGAUGACUAAAGAGAGUAGUGCCCUCAUCCAGAAGGACUUGCCUACAAAGAAGAAGGAUCCAGGGAGUUUUCACAUCCCUUGUGCUAUAUGGGAUAUAAUGAUUGACAGAGGGUUUUAUGAUCUGGGAGCAAGCAUAAAUCUAAUGCCUCUGUCUCUCAUGAGAAAGCUGCAAAUUAAUGAGUUGAAAUCCACAAAUGUAAUCCUUCAACUGGCUGACAAGACCCAGAAACAAGCACUUGGAGUGGUUGAAAAUGUACUGGUGAAGUGA
This is a messenger RNA of Arachis ipaensis, 774 nucleotides long. RefSeq lists its product as uncharacterized. Lineage: Eukaryota; Viridiplantae; Streptophyta; Magnoliopsida; Fabales; Fabaceae. The record is from RefSeq and is a predicted model, not a curated record.